AUGCGAGAUUCAUUAGAUUUGGAUAUGAAACUGCAAGAACGUAGAGAACGUGGGUUGUCAGAAAAUAAACAAUAUCAGGAAUUACUCCUCGUUGAUGAGUUACGAAGACAAUCACCACUCGUUGCGGCAAUUUUAAAACAGGAUGAAGACAUUCUAAAGGAAAUAGUAAAGGUAAAAAGAUGGAUUCAUUUGAAGGAUAAUAAAGGAAGGAAUGCUCUUCACUACGCAGCAGCUAUAGGUUACCUCCAUGGUGUGGAGUGCUUGCUUCAAAAUUGUGAUUCCUGCGAUAUGGAAAAAGACAACGAUGGCCUUUUUCCUCUUCAUCUGGCUUCUGCAGGUGGACAUGUUAAAGUGAUAAAGAAAUUGCUAGAGAAGUGUUUAGAUCCCAGAGAAAUAGUUGAUAAAUAUGGUCGAAAUAUUGUUCACAUUGCAGCUCAAAUGGGACAGUAUAAUGUGAUAGACUACAUCUUGAAAGAUGCAAAUGGUGUUUUAGAUCUGAUAAACGACAAGGAUAAGGAUGGAAACACUCCCUUACAUUUGGCUGCCUCGCACUGCCAUCCAAAAAUUGUGCAAGCCUUGACAUGGGACAAAAGAGUGGCUCUGGAUUUGCUUAACAAAAUAAAUCAAUCAGCUCUUGAUGCUUUUGAGCAAUUUCAACAAGUAAAUCCGUCCUUCCCAGAGGCAUUAGCAUUUGCCGCAGGUUUUACUUUGCCUGGUGGAUCUAAUGGUUCUACUCCAGGCCAAGGCAUGGCUGUUAUGCUGCAUCACGCAUGGUUUAAACCAUUUAUUUUCUGCAUCACAACAUCUAUGUACGGUGGGAUUAGUGUUACAAUUAUACUCAUUUGGGCUCAAUUAGGAGAUUUGACUUUGGCUGUUUUUGCCCUUAAAGUGGCAAGGCCGCUUUUAGGAGUCUCUAUUGCAACCCUAUCAGUGGCAUUCAUGGCUGGUGUCCACCUUGUUAUAAGUGAUCUAAGUUGGCUGGCCACUACUAUUCUGAUUUUGUGUGUGAUCUCGGAUGCACUCUAUACUGAAGUAUCUGCGCUUUGUUUUAUUUUCUUCUUUAUUCUCUUUGAGAUGGAGACUUAA
Molecule: messenger RNA, 1086 nt
Organism: Sphenostylis stenocarpa
Lineage: Eukaryota; Viridiplantae; Streptophyta; Magnoliopsida; Fabales; Fabaceae
Source: the annotation of a GenBank genome assembly